AAAAAAACAAAAUUUCAAGUAAUUAUUAAAAACAUGUCAAUCCUUUAUUGAACUCCUACACAAAGUUGAUAUCAACUGAUUGAGAAGUAUGUUAAAAUUUUGCCGUAUUUUUUCAGUUAUUUCAUUAUUUUAUUCUCUGCAAUCCAAAACGAAACUGUUUAAAUUGUAGCUGGUGAAAUAGAUUAUAAUGUUUUAUUGGUCCACUUUGGCUAGAGCGGCGUUUAGCCCUGCUCAUCAUAAAAUAGACACACCAUGUCCUGCAGCUCAUGACAAAAUUAAUAUUUUGUCAUGAGCUGACACAAAUUGUUUUUGGCAAUUUUCUAUAUUUAUUCCAGCCAAUAGUAAACCAGAUAGUAUUUUUUCAUUUUUACCAGGCUUCUAUUGUGGGACAAUUUAAUUUAUUUUUCAUUUAUUGGUUCUUGUAAAUCCUAAUAAUUGUGCAUAGAGUUUUACUACAAUGCGUAAAAUACAUUUGAUAUGCCUCCCAUGGACCAUGGGUCAUGUGACCGGGUCACCUGGACCUGCCGUUGUGCUGACGCGUGUCUUCAGAGGGAGGAAUCACAUCACCUGGGCAAACGGACCAAUCAGAAAACGCUUUUAUUUUAGGAUGAAUCUGGCCUUUAAAACCUCUGCGCUCCUCGGUGCAGAAAGGAAUCUGUCCUCUGCUUCUCCUUCACCAACAGAAAGGAUUCACAGUAAGUUUCAACAGUUAUACCACAAUAUUCAGCUUUAUCGCCUGAAUAAUAAGCUUUCCUUCUCUUUUUUUAUUUUACUUUAUCGUUUUUGAAUAUUUGCACAAUGGAAAUCUUACAGGCCUAAGAAUGGUUUUGUUGCAGCUUUUUUGUUUUAAGAUGAAUUUCCUUUUUUCUGCCUGAUUCUUCCACCUUUUAAUGGUUUUCUUAGAACGUAAAGUUUGUUCUAUGCUCACAAACACACCACCCUACGGUUUCUAUAAUUAAUAAUUUCAUAACACUGGCCUCCAUGAGACCUUUUUCUUGAGUUUUUUUUAAUCCUUUCUUGUUAAAUAAAUUUAUUUUUUUGUGAAGGAGUGCACUUUAACAAUUUAGUGGAUUUUAAAUGUUGGAGUUUUUUUUGUUUUUUUUCCCCUAAAAAAUAGACACAAAACCACUUUGAUUGAUUGAACUUUGAUCUAGAACCAAAGGAAGAAUGUAGUUGCAUGUCUGUGCUUGAAGAUAACGGGACGUUCUACAUUAAAUUACUCAGUUUGAUGGUUUCUGGUAUCUUCCUGUAAACGCACAGGGAGCAAUUUUUCCCGUAUUUUCUGCAGCUUACGGUUACAAUAACCAACGAUGGCUACUGGAAGUAAAUCACAUGGUGCAGAUCUCCAUUUUGGGCUCAGAUUGGCCAUAAAGAUGAGUUUUUACUUGCUGAGAACAAUGCAGAAACCCAACAGAUGGACCAUAAUGUUAUGUUUCUUAAUUUGUUAUCACUGUAUUUCCCAAACUAAGAUUGAAUCAUGUUGCCAAAUUUCGUACCCUGGACUUACAGAGUACCAACACAUGCACAAAGUUGUGCAAAACAAUUGUUUUUCAAGGUUCUUGGGCUCUAACCCUAUUUGCAAGCAGGCUAGUCUAAGAUGCUGGAAUGACCUGGAUAUUUUAAAUAUCACUUUUCCAGGCCUUUAAAAACAGUUUAUAUGCAUGAGUGCAUGCACAGCACGCAAAAAAAGGAUUAUUGGUGUGAAGUGAAGGCUCAUGCUUGUACAUGAGAGAAAGAGAGAGAGAAAUAAAUUUAAUUGGACAAUCCAGCUUGUUUCUUUAUUAAAAUAUGAAAUGUAUUAACAUUUAUUCAUUUCUAAUAUCACAUGUCUCUUUAUUUAAGUGCAUAAAACAGUGUUUCAGCAUGAAAGCAUGUAUUUAUUUACAUAUUUAAUAAUAUGCCAUACCACAUCUCUGUCUAUUAAAUAGCAUAAAACACAGUAUAUCAGUAUGAAAUCAUAUAUUUACACAUUAAUACUCCAUAUGUCCAUCUGUUAAAGGCCAUAUCUUUAUGAAAUAUGUUGUAUUUCAGCAUUAAUACAUGUUCUUUCAUGUGUAACAGCAUCCUGUAUCAUAACCACAUCUCUGCCGUUUGUUACAAACCAACCCGUGUGAAAAUAAUUCAAGCAGUUAUGAUUUAUUUUAGUCGGGCAGACAGCUUCCUCAGUAGAAAUAAAUGCACUGGGGUCACAUGAGAGACCCAUCCAAAAUGGCGGCCGGCUAAACCUGGGAACCUUCACAACUGUUCCACGUUUUCUCCAGGCUUUGUGAUCCUUUCCAGGGUGAUAGAGGAACUUUGUCGGUCUGAGCGUGGCUGCUGAAAUGGCAAUAAUGCUGCUCCUGGUUGUUGUGGCGUUCUGCACGAGUGCCGUCCUGUCGAGUCCAGACCCACAGCUGGAUCAGCACUGGGAGCUGUGGAUGAACCGCUACAACAAGACCUACCAGGAGAAUGAGGAGGGCUGGAGGCGAAUGGUUUGGGAGAAGAACCUGAAGAAGAUCGAGCUGCACAACCUGGAGCACUCCAUGGGCAAACACUCCUACACCCUGGGCAUGAACCACUUCGCAGACAUGACUAAGGAGGAGUUCAGGGAGAUUAUGCACGGCUACAAAGCUAAAGAAGAGAAGCUUGUUAAUGGGACCCUUUUCAAGAAGCCCAGCUUCCUGAAGGUCCCUGCUUCUGUGGACUGGAGAACAGAAGGCUACGUCACACCUGUUAAGGACCAGGGUCACUGUGCCUCCUGCUGGGCUUUCAGCGCCACUGGAUCUCUGGAGGGUCAGCUGUUCAGCGCCACCCGCAGACUGGUUUCGCUGAGCGAGCAGAACCUGAUCGACUGCUCUGGACCUGUGGGCAACAAUGGCUGCAACGGUGGUUUGGCCAAGAAGGCCUUUGAGUAUGUCUACAUGAACGGCGGUCUGGACUCUGAGGCGUCGUACCCGUAUGUGGCCGCGGAGAACCAGCGAUGCUUCUAUAAUAAGUCCCACAACGCUAUCACCAUCGACGGGUACGCUUACAUUCCCAGUGGCAGCGAGGAAGACCUGAUGGAGGCCGUGGCCACCAUGGGGCCAAUUUCUGUUGCCAUAGAUGCCAGCCAUGACUCCUUCCAGUUUUACCAGUCAGGCGUCUACUACGAGGAGAACUGCAGCGCCGAGCGGCUGAACCAUGGCGUCCUUCUGGUGGGUUACGGCUAUUCUGAUCAGAAUUACUGGAUUGUAAAAAACAGCUGGAGUGGAAAGUGGGGCAACCAUGGCUACAUCUACAUGGCGAAAGACCGACAAAACAACUGUGGCAUUGCAACAGAUGCCACUUUUCCUCUUAUCCUCUGAGCAAUAUUCCCUCUUACUGCCCUGCAGCGUUUGGGCCGAAGAAGGAGAAUAAAGUCUCAAAGUUGUGCUUUUUUUGUUAGCAGGAGAAAUUGCAAAGGUUUAUGCUAGGGGUGUCCAACAUGCGGCCUUGGGGCCAUUUGUGGCCCCUGGACUGAUUUUGUGUGGCCCCAACUGCAAUUCAACAACAAUUUGGCCCAAAAGAAGACGUGGUUGAUUAGGGCAAAAUUAUUACAGAUUAAUUAAAUCUUCUUACAAUUGUGACUAUUAGGCACAACACAAAGUAUUGGUCUUUUAAUAACCACGCUCAUUUUUAACAUUAUUUCAGACUUCAUAGUAAAUAGGAUCACGUCUAUCAAAUUGAUUUGACUGAAAUGCAGACUUUGGCGAACCAAAUCUGCCUUUAAUUCAUUUAUUAAAAUUGGCUAAAUACGGCAGGUGUUUUCAAAGAAAGACCCUAAUCAUUUUCUCAUCACUAAGAAUAGACAGAAAAUAAAUAAAUCAAUUGAGCAAGAAUUUGCAAACUAGAUGAACAUCUUUUAAUAAGACAAAUGUGUAAAAUCUUUUAAAGAUGUAACUCACCCCCCCAAAGCCUCACAUCACCCAGAACGCGCCUAAAUGAGGCAGUUCCCGGGGACCAGGAAGGUGUGGGGGUGAACAGCUAUGUAGAUUUCCAUGUAAAUAAACUAACUGAAUGUAGACAGCACUCUAAGACAUCCACAUGUGCAGCUUAUUAGCAGAAAAAAGUCAAUUUGGAAGUUACCCUUUAAGUUUUGGAUCUACAAUGAGUUACACAUUUCUGUUCUGCAGAAAAUCUGACUAAUAUGUUUAAAAUAUUACAUUCUCAUAUUUUGUGGUAACCUGGCCAGCCAGGUUGAUAAUGUGUAGCACUUUACGUUCUGCACAUUAUCAAAUGGGACUGAUCCCAGAACAGAACUCUCUGAGCUGAUUGGGCGAAGCGACACCUAGUGCCCGCCUACCAAAGGUUGGUUUUAGCCAAUCACGUUAUCAAAUUAAACCGUUAGCAGCAGGCAUCAUGAGAAACCACAAGAAGGUAAGCUAGUCGAGGCACUUAUUGCUGUUCAAAGGUUUUAAAAAAGAAAUUGUGGAUUCUAAUAAAACAGAUGUGAUAGCAGCAGAACAAAAUGGAUUCUCGUGUGUUUGUGAACGUAUAAAUACUGCAAGAAUUAAAAAAAAAUUCUGAGGAAAUUUUGUUUGUUCUUGUUUUAUGUCUUGACAGUUUUGGGCCACGUGACAAAAAAGUUUGGACACCCCUGGUUUAUCCAAAUAAACAUAUAUAUGAAGUAUAUGUAGCUCUGCUGCUUGUUGACCUUCUAUCACUUUUUGGAUUCUUGAUUGUUGUCAGCUUUUACACAAAGUAAUAAAAGAUGUGAAACCUG
Fundulus heteroclitus (mummichog) is the source of this 4720-nucleotide messenger RNA. Its product is annotated as cathepsin L1. The record is from RefSeq and is a predicted model, not a curated record. Gene Ontology annotation, molecular function: cysteine-type endopeptidase activity. Lineage: Eukaryota; Metazoa; Chordata; Actinopteri; Cyprinodontiformes; Fundulidae. Gene Ontology annotation, biological process: immune response. Gene Ontology annotation, cellular component: lysosome. Bases 2322 to 3323 code for a protein of 333 amino acids. The transcript has 8 exons.